Messenger RNA from Acanthopagrus latus (yellowfin seabream), 5499 nucleotides. It is a transcript of the gene th2, whose product is annotated as tyrosine hydroxylase 2. NCBI's taxonomy places the organism in Eukaryota, Metazoa, Chordata, Actinopteri, Spariformes, Sparidae. The coding region runs from base 41 to 1009 and encodes 322 amino acids. Gene Ontology annotation, cellular component: axon; perikaryon; cytoplasm. The transcript has 13 exons. Gene Ontology annotation, molecular function: tyrosine 3-monooxygenase activity; iron ion binding. Gene Ontology annotation, biological process: dopamine biosynthetic process from tyrosine. The record is from RefSeq and is a predicted model, not a curated record.
CUGGUUUCCCCGACAGAUAAAAGACUUGGACAGAUGCAACAUGUUGAUAACCAAGUUUGAUCCGGACAUGGACCAGGAGCAUCCAGGUUACAGCGAUCCAGAGUACAGAAAAAGACGUGCCUUCAUCUCUGAGCUCGCUUUCAGAUACAAACAAGGAGACCCGCUGCCCACUGUGGAGUACACGGCAGAGGAAGUGUCCACAUGGAGGGAGGUGUACCGGCAGCUGAGGAGCAUCUACUCCAGUCUGGCCUGCAGGCAGUUCAUGGAUGGUCUGCAGCAGCUGGAGAAGGAGUGUGGCUACGGAGAGGACCGCAUCCCUCAGCUCAGAGAGGUCUCCGCCUUCCUGAAAGAGAGAACCGGCUUCCAGCUGCGUCCAGUCGCCGGCCUGCUGUCGGCCAGAGACUUCCUCAGCAGUUUGGCCUUCAGGGUGUUUCAGUGCACGCAGUACAUCCGUCACUCCUCGGCCCCGAUGCACUCGCCUGAGCCAGACUGCUGUCAUGAACUACUGGGACAUAUUCCCAUGCUGGCAGAUAAAGAAUUCGCCCAAUUCUCACAGGAGAUUGGACUCGCCUCGCUUGGAGCUUCAGAUGAAGACAUAGAGAAACUGUCAACGUUGUACUGGUUCACUGUGGAGUUUGGCCUCUGCAAGCAGAACGGCACCGUGAAAGCUUACGGUGCCGGACUCCUGUCCUCGUAUGGAGAGCUUGUUUACGCUCUGUCCAAUGAGCCCGAGUACCGCCCGUUCAACCCAGAGGAGACGGCGGUGCAGCCGUAUCAGGACCAGACCUACCAGCCGGUGUACUUUGUGUCUGAGAGCUUCGAGGACGCAAAGAUGAAGAUGAGGAGAUACUCUGCAGCCAUCAAGCGUCCCUUCGCAGUCCGCUACGACCCGUUCACCUGCAGCGUGGAGGUUCUGGAUCAGCCCUGCAAGAUCCAGAACGCUCUGAGCAAGAUGAGGGAAGACCUGAGGACCCUCCACAGCGCCCUGGAGAAACUCUGCUCGUCCUAAGACCAGGAGAAGAUUCACUCCAGAGAAAAGACAGUCAACCCUGAGUUAAUGUUGGCAGUGGACAUGUUGGAACUUCACUUUUCUUUAUUUUCGAUUUUAUGCUUUGACGACGUUGUGUUCAUCAUCUCAUUAAGUUUAGGCACAAAGAUCCUGUUCUGGCUGAUCUGGGUCACAAACCAGGGAUCAACUGAUACCUUAUUAUCAGAGUCGGUAACGAUAAUUAGUCAUCAAAGAGACUGAAAACUGUUAUUUAGAGCCGGUGAACAUUUGAAAAUGAAAAUCAUAGUGAGAACAGUUAGAUUGACCAGUGAUGGAAUGUAACCAAGUACAGUUUAUUAAUACUUUCCAUUUUCUGCUAGUUUAUGCUUCCACUCCUCUACAUUAACUUGAUACCUUUAGUUAUAGUUACUUUGCAGAUUCAGAUUAUUCAGUGUUGACAGCAGUGGCAGAAUGUAACUAAGUACAUUUACUCAAACACUGAACUCAAGUUUAAUUUUGAGUUACUUGUACUUUACUUGAGUAUAUUCAUUUUCUGAUGGCAGGCAAAUAUUUUUUCUCAAACAUCUUUUUACUCCACUACUUUUUUCCCAGUAAGAUCCCAUCGGAAUUUGUUUAUAUACGUGUAAAUAAAUGUUUCAUUUACUUUUACUUUACUACUUUUGAUACUUCAAACAUUACUUUAAGACUUCAACUCAAGUACUAUUCCUCUGGGAGACUUUCACUUUUACCAAAGUAGUAUUUGAAGACGAUGUCUUUACUUUUACUCAAGUGUGACUUUUGGGUACUUUGUGCGAUGCUGGUUGGUCAUGGAUCAGUCCAUUCUCAUCAAAAACACAGCUGGAAAUUGUCCCGAUGCCUCGUUAAAAAUGUUGAAACACAAUCUGAUUAUUUUACGGGACGUAAACCCCUUGGUUAGGAUUAGGAAAAGGUUAUUUUUUGGCUUGAAUUACCUGUUCUGUUUGCCACAAACAUGCCUGCAAACUGUCCUGAGACCUUCUUAAAGAUAUCCACUGGUAUGACGCUUACAAAUGUUGCACACAGUCGUCCAUCGUCAAAAACUACCCAGUUGUGUCACUCUUACAAAAGCUGGAAUGCACAGGAAAGUCCGGUCAUGAACAAGUUCUGUGAACGUGAUAUAACUGGUCUUGUAGAGAUGUCUUUAUGUAUCUACAGAAAACAAAUCUGAACACGUGUAGUUUGCAGAAACCUACAAAGAAACUCUGUAGGGACAAACAUUCAUCGUAUACAAGAUCUACAAGUAAGAUCAGACAAAGAGAAUCACAGUAGUCGGGUUUGUGAGGCUCCUCACUGGCAUGUUAUGUUUCUGUGUAAUGUUUCAUGUGACGACGAUGUAAAAGGAAAUAAAUGUUUAUUUUCCUGAAGAACCGAGCGUCAGUGUUUUCACCCUCUAGAGAGACGAUGAACGAUGGUUCUGAAGAGAGACGUCCAGCGUGUGCCAGCGGGCUCAAUAAGAGACCGGAACCACUACAAUACCAGACUUCUCUGACAUUUUCUAGCCUUUUUUUUUUUUUUUUUUAAAUUCCAAACCGACUAUUUCCAUUUGGGAAAAACAACAACAACAAAAAAAAAUCUUGGAACCCAUUUAUCUUCAUGUGUUAUUAAGCAAAGGGAAGGAGCUAAUUAUGAAUGAUUUAAGUAUCAUGUUCCCUUCAGCUGGUCAAGGCCAGAGCCAGCAGUGAGGCCCAGCACACCGAGCCGGGCCAGGUCACCGAGACCUCACAGUCGACCACAGCACGGUCCGCAAAAGCUGCACUGCUGACAGACGCUCUUCUCUCUUUAUUUCUCUUUCUCCUCGGGAGUGAGAAAUUGGCCCUCGGCGGCUCUUGACGGACGUCCAACGCUUUGAUCUCCGUGCAGGCGACAGCGCAUAUCAAAGCCGCGCACGUCAGAGCUUCAUCCCUUUAAAAAAAAAAGAAAAAGACAAAUCAUCUCCAUCUGCAGGACUCGUAAAGCAUCCCCGCCAUCAGCGCGGAAGGCUGGCAAACCCUCCCAUCAGCCACCUUGUGUUGGGAAGCCUUCCCGUCCCAUAAUUCCACUGUACAGUAAAUCAAGCCCCGACUCUGGCCUCCCAAGGAAAACCCUGUGUUUGUGGAGUGGAGAAAAAAAAAAUAGUGUGUGAGGAAGGGGAUAAAGCAAGUGGAGGGAAAGAGUGAUCUACUGCUUGACAAGUUUGCAGGGACACACACAUGCAUGCACGCACGCUCUCCAAGCAAAAGUCAAACACUUUAUAAUUUUCUUGUAUCUCGCUCUGCAUCCAGCGCCCUCAAAUCCACAAAUCCCCAUGAAACCGCCCGCCAGGAUCCGAAUGUGCUGAGCGCUAAACAAAAGCGGUGUUGCUGCAGCAACGGGGCGACCAAUAAGGCAUCCAGCUAGAUUCCUGUGCCUCGUGUACUCGCCACUCACAAGCUGUAUCGUCCCGACUCCAACCAUAAGUGUUUCCUUUAUUGAUGUCAGGGCCCUCCCAGCCCUACGCUGGCUCUGCUGCCUCUUCCAGGGCUGGAAAAAGGGUCAUGAGGUUCACUUUGCCCGCAGGCCGGAUAACUCAGACAGAAAGACUUAGUACAACGGCAGGCUAGUUUCCACCUGCUUCCAGCCUUCAUGCUAAGCUAGGCUAACUAUGUCAUGCUUCAAGCUGUGGACGCUUUGAAGUCUUGGAAAUAAAUCAAGCUUACGGAUACGGACCAACGGACCAGAACCUCCGGUAGCCAUGAGAGCAGCGUAGCCGAGCGAGACGACGAUGACCACGGGACAUGGGAGACGUUUUUGUCCAGGCACAGACGGUUAAUACAGAUCAGCUGGGAGGAGAUGAGACAUUGGCGAAGGAAUACUAGAGGGAAAAAGAGCUCCUUUCUCAGAUCUGGGCCCUGAGCUGUGAAGACAGACCGACUUAUGCUGGACUCCUCUUUCAGGGAAAAACUGCCGGCCUCACAUUACAUUGAGCUAUGAUAGCAAGGGCAGGGGGUGGGUGGUGGGUGGUGGUUGGUGGAGGUGGUGGUGGUGGGGGGAGAACAUCACCCUCGCCUGAGUCGGCGUUACGCUCCACUCACAUUACAGCAAAUGUUUCGCUGUGGGCGGCCCGCUGCCAUUCAUUUUCUGUGGAGUAUAGAGAGGGCAGCUGAACGCACGUCAAUUGAGGAAGGGCAGCGGAGAGAAAUUGAACGGCAUCCGACUUUGUGCAAAUCAAAAUAGAGAAGACAGAGAGGCAGAAUCAAAGCUCUGUGCGAGGAUGAUGACCGGUCUUCAUUUGAAUAAUAGCAGAUUCUAAAAGCCGAAUCAGACCUAUGAUAGCAAAAGCAGCUGAGGAACACCACGGAUGUAAUGGAUCACUUGGAUGGAGAGAACUGCCGGUCCUGAGACCUGGAUCUAUGGUUAACCACAUCUGAGCGGUCCUGAACUAUACCAAAAAAAAAAAAAAGGUGGGGACGGGGGCAAAGGGGUGGCUGCAAGUGUUUCUGGGAAUAUUAAACAAACGCUUGUGAAGCAUGGGAAGGCGCUGACUGAUGAGGUCAUGCAGAAGACAUCAUCUAAUAAAGCCCAAAAAGUACCUCCAGAGACCAUCUAAAUGUCAAGUGUGUUGUUGGAGAGAUUGAUGUCCUCAGCGGUGCGGUGUAGGGGAGGAUAUGCCCCGUCUCAGAUGAAGACCUCAGUAAACACUCAACUUUUCCUGCUUCAUCUCCCCUGCAGCAGGAUAGAGCCCUGUCGAAACUCUGGGUUUCUUUCCUUUGCCCAUGUGCAGACUCAGCCAGAGCCUCCACCAUGGAGCAUGAGUGAGGAGAAAAAAAAAAAAAAAAAGAAUAACCCCCAGACCACACCAGGAAAACAACGGCUAAACCCUGUUCUUUCAGACCACUAGCCAAGCAGAGCUCAAUUGCACACUACACCACCAACGGCCAAACUGUGGUCAACCACUCUGCCCUUCAAAUGGAGAGCACCGGCUCCCCAAAAAAACAUAACCUUUUCCAAACGAGGUGAAAGACAUGAGACACGAAAACACGCGUGACCGCCUCUGAUAAAACACAGUGUAAUCGCAUAACACUACAUCGAGCAAUAACACUCUGCUUCCAUGUACAACAGAGUUGAAAAGGACAUCUGAAGUCCAGUAUUGUGUUAUCUAAGUGAGAAAACAGCGUGGCCAAGAGAGUUACGGUUUGUCAAUGUUUCCCAUAAGUGGAGGAAACGGGAAAUGCCGUUAGCGCUGUGUGAUCUGAUUUAUUGUAGAGAGCAGAACAAAUAAUCGAAGGGGACUGGAGGGAGAGAACGGGAAGAAUCGAAUAAUAUAAUCCCAUCACAGAGCCUCUCGCAGGGUCGCUCUGGUCAAUGUCUGCAUCAGCAUCUAAUUCAACAGGACCUGCUCAACAACAGAUUCCGAUUUCAUUUUGACAACCACGUAACGUUAUCUGUUCUCAAAACCUUUACUGCUGGGAGCAAUAGAGUUGAGAGUGAAAACCAUUUCACUCUCGAACACCUGG